This is a messenger RNA of Sparassis crispa, 456 nucleotides long. RefSeq lists its product as hypothetical. The transcript has 3 exons. Bases 1 to 456 code for a protein of 151 amino acids. The record is from RefSeq and is a predicted model, not a curated record. Lineage: Eukaryota; Fungi; Basidiomycota; Agaricomycetes; Polyporales; Sparassidaceae.
AUGAUCGACGGCUAUAGUCGGUCACGAUCAUCGAUAUUGUCACGGCCCAUCGGCGGUCUGCUCGCGGCUUGGACGUGCCGGUGCUCGCAACACCACACCCUCCUCCGCCGUACCCGUAUCCUGCUGUAUACACUCCCGGAGCUCCCCACAAUGAUCCGCCGCGCGCUUUGCUUCUCCCCGGAGCCUCCACAGUAUAGACGUCCGUCGGUCGUGCUCCGCUUCACGGGGCGUGCAGCGAAGAUCCCGCUCGAGCUCCUGGGCGGGAGACGAGAUGCGUGCGUCUAUCGUAUUUCUUGUGAACACUGGUCGAUGGACGAGACACGCUCUCGACGAUGCCCGCGCCGAGGAGCUGACCUGGUCGUCCAUACGCCUCACCGUUCCACUCCAAACCUGGUAAAGAAAUCGCACGGAGGGCGGCACGUACAUGACAGGAUCCCGCACUCACCGUCGCGGUGA